GUCUGGGCAGUGAGUUUGCCGAAGCCGGCUUUCGAAUGCCGAAGCCAUUGGUCAACAUUGUAGGACGGCCGGUCUUGUUAUGGGUGUUGGAUCAUCUGAGCCUUCGCCCCACCGAUGCCGUCUUUUUGGCCGUUCCCGUCGCGAUCAUGCGGCAGUUCGACCUUGAAAGAAUUGUGCGACGCCUGCUUCCUCACGUCGACUUCAAGAUUGUGGUCUUGCCUUUUGAGACGCGCGGCUGGCUAGAAACCGUGUUGUCCGUCACCAGGCAGAUGUCUGCCAAAGAAAGCAGGAACUGCCUCGUCACCUUAGAUUGCUCCACAAUCUAUCACGGUGUGGAUGUCUUGCACCUGUGCCGAGUUUCGGAAGGACAUGCUUCAGU
This is a messenger RNA of Symbiodinium necroappetens, 379 nucleotides long. Lineage: Eukaryota; Dinophyceae; Suessiales; Symbiodiniaceae. The record is from the annotation of a GenBank genome assembly.